Messenger RNA from Perca flavescens (yellow perch), 2009 nucleotides. It is a transcript of the gene oatx, whose product is annotated as organic anion transporter X. The record is from RefSeq and is a predicted model, not a curated record. Gene Ontology annotation, molecular function: transmembrane transporter activity. Gene Ontology annotation, biological process: transmembrane transport. NCBI's taxonomy places the organism in Eukaryota, Metazoa, Chordata, Actinopteri, Perciformes, Percidae. Bases 1 to 1731 code for a protein of 576 amino acids. The transcript is spliced from 15 exons. Gene Ontology annotation, cellular component: membrane.
AUGGGCUUCGCUGACCUGCUGGAGGAGGUGGGCGGGUUCGGUAGGUACCAGUGGCUCCACGUGACCCUGAUCAGUUUACCAGGUCUGUUGAUGGCCAGUCAGAACCUGCUCAACAACUUUGUCUCAGGAAUCCCUGCCCACCACUGCCGCCUGCCGGCCAAUCACAGCCUCUACAGCCUGUCGGCCAAUCACAGCCUCCACAACCUGUCUCUCUACCAGGUGGAUGAGAAGCAGCUCCUGAAAGCGUUCAUCCCUCUGGACUCUUCAGGAACUAGACUGGACCGCUGCAGGAGGUAUGUGGAGCCUCAGUGGCAGCUGUUAGCUUCUAACGGCUCAGCUAACGGUAGCGAGCUGCAGACGGAGGGCUGUUUGGACGGAUGGACUUUCGAGAGCUCCGAGUUCCUCGCCACCACCGUCUCCGAGUGGGAGCUGGUGUGUUCUCUGCGUCCUCUGAAACAGAUGAUUCAGAGCAUCUAUAUGGGCGGAGUUUUAACCGGCGCCAUCAUCUACGGCGGCCUUUCAGACAGGUUUGGGAGGCGGUCUAUCCUAAUUUGGUCGUACCUACAGCUGGGCAUUCUGGGUUGUAGCUCCGCCCUCUCCCCGUCAUACACCGCCUACUGCAUCUUUAGGUUCCUGAGUGGGAUGGCGGUCUCUGGCAUCAUCCUGAAUGCAGUCUCACUGAAGGUGGAGUGGAUCCCGACCAGAGAGAGGACGUUAGUGGGCACGCUCACCUCCUUCUUCUUCACCUUUGGUCAGAUGAUCCUGGCGGGGCUUGCCUAUUGGCUGAGAGACUGGAGGAAGCUGCAGGUGGUCGUCUGCGCCCCCCAGUUCCUGUUCUUCGCCUACAGCUGGUGGUACUCUGAGUCGGCUCGCUGGUUGGUUCUGAACCGCCGGUCUGAGGAGGCGUUAAAGAGUCUUCACCGAGUCGCUCGAAUCAACGGAAAACCAGAGAUGGUCGACAAGUUAACGCUGGAGGUUCUGAACUCCCACAUGAGGAAAGAGAUUGAGUCGAGUUGUUCUUCGUUAACGGCGUAUGACCUGUUGAGGACCCGAGGCAUGAGACGCAUCUCCAUCUGUCUCGUCGUUGUCUGGUUCUCCACCAGUUUUGCUUACUACGGUUUGGCGAUGGACCUGCAGAAGUUUGGGGUUAGUAUCUACCUGAUGCAGAUCAUCUUUGGAGCCGUCGAUAUUCCCGCCAAACUGUUGGCUCUGGGCAUGCUCAGUUACCUGGGGAGGAGGGUCUCCCAGGCAACCUGUCUCUUCCUGUCUGCACUUAUCAUCUUUGCCAACAUCUUUGUCCCCACAGACUUGCAGACGGUCAGAACGGUGUUGGCGUGUCUCGGUAAAGGUUUCACCUCGGCAUCCUUCACCGUCGUGUACCUGUACACUGGAGAGCUGUACCCCACCGUCAUAAGGCAGACUGGGAUGGGCUUUGUGUCCACCAUGGCGAGAGCCGGCAGCAUGGCAGCGCCUGCUGUCCUCAUACUGGACGAGGUACUCCCUGCUCUGCCCAGCGUGGUGUACGGCGGUGCUGCAGUGUUGGCCGCCGGCUUUGCCUGCUUCCUGCCGGAGACGCUAAACAUGCCGCUCCCCGACACCAUCGAAGACGUGGAGCAGAAAUGGUCUGGAACAAACCCCGCCCCCCCACCAGAAGAGGGCGUGGCUCUGAAAGAGGGCGUGGCUCUGAAAGUGCUGAAGGAAGCAGAAGGAUCUGGACUCAACGCCCUCUGACCAAUCUGACGCCUGGACUGAUCCUCGACCAAUCAAACGCCUGGACUGACCAUCGACCAAUCAAACGCCUGGACUGACCAUCCACCAAUCAAACGCCUGGACUGACCCUCGACCAAUCAGACGGCGGGAGUCAUUAAUGAUACAAUAGACCUUUUUCACAGCAGACAUGUUGACAUGUCCUAGUAGGAACAGCACAGGUGUACUCAAACCCAUUAAUGAUGGCUGCAUUCCACUUAGUAGAGACCCUGGUAUUAAACCAUUAAUGAUGGCUGCAUUCC